Molecule: messenger RNA, 621 nt
Organism: Geosmithia morbida
Lineage: Eukaryota; Fungi; Ascomycota; Sordariomycetes; Hypocreales; Bionectriaceae
Product: NmrA-like family
Exons: 5
Coding region: 1-621 (206 amino acids)
Source: RefSeq, a predicted model, not a curated record
AUGCUGGGCAUCGACCUCGUGGUCACCGAGCUCGACGACGUCACCAGCCUAGAGGCCGCAUUCUCCGGGAAGAAUGUCAUCUCCAGCCCAGGAGCAGAGAGUAUCUCCCCGCGCCGGUACGCAUACAGCGUUCAUUACCAGCAGGAGAGGAACAUUUCCGACGCAGCGACGGCCCAUGUCGUGACAUUCGACCCCAACGAUCUUCUCGUGUCCACAUUGAGCCGUGUCGAACGCUGUAGUCGCGGUGGAUUCACUGUGCUGUACCGCUCCGAUGCCAAGGCCGACGCGGUCCCCCGGUAUCCCGAGCUGGAGGCCAAGUUGUUCCAGGAUAUCAUGACCUUCGCCGCGGCAUCCAGUAAGCCGAUACCCCAUCUCGAUCCAUCCGGUGGCAUGGGAGAUCUCGUCAACGCAGUGUUCCAGAUACCGCCCGGAAAAAGCUACAUGGCUGUAGGCGCAGCGUGCAGCCAUGAUCUAGGUCGCGAAGUGGCCGGCAUGUUCUCCAACUUGAGUGAUGAUGCAACACAUUCGAAAGCCGAGUUUGGUUUCCAUACCAGAGAUUCGGGCCUGGAACAGCUGCUCCAUGACAUCAUGGAGAGAGAACGGGCCACCAAGGGUGACUGA